Molecule: messenger RNA, 537 nt
Organism: Sinocyclocheilus rhinocerous
Lineage: Eukaryota; Metazoa; Chordata; Actinopteri; Cypriniformes; Cyprinidae
Product: protein canopy 4-like
Exons: 5
Coding region: 1-537 (178 amino acids)
Source: RefSeq, a predicted model, not a curated record
AUGGAAAUAUUUGCCAUUUUCUUUAUUUGUAUGUUCAGCCUCGUCUUGGCAAACCAAGAGGAGCGACUACCAAAUAAAUGCGAGGUUUGUAAAUUACUGACGGUGGAGUUGCAGGACGCCCUGGAAAAAACUGGCCGCUCAAAGGAAGUUCUGGAGCUCGAAGAAGUUUUGGACACUGGCAAGUGCAGGCGCAAAAUCAAAUACAACACUUCAGAGACGCAACUGACUGAGGCCAUGGACAACGUCUGUGAAAGAAUUCUGCAGUAUAAAAUCCAUGCCGAGAGACCAGGGAGCCUUCGCUAUGCCAAGGGCACAAGUCAAACCAUGAACACACUGAAGAACCUGAUGGAUAAGGGAGUGAAGGUAGAGCUGGGUAUCCCUUAUGAACUGUGGGAUGAACCAUCAGUAGAGGUUGCAGACUUGAAGAGACAGUGUGAGAGCAUGUUGGAAGAGUAUGAAGAGGUUGUGGAGAACUGGAACUUUCAUCAUCAAGACGAGAGAUUUGACAGAUUCUUCUGUGCAGCCCAUGUCCUCUGA